CUCACCAGGCUGCCAGCCCACGGACAACUACGAUCGGCCGCUGGCAACCCUUACAGUUGCGAGGCCGCGAUCGGGGGAAGACAGAAAAAUGGCGGGAACUUGUUCGUCCUUUCUCCUUCAUCUUAGACUGGCGUAUCUCUUUUCCUCUCCUCUCAAUUUAUCCAGGUGAAGAUCUUGGCGUUCCGCAUCCAAGUCAUGCUUGCUGUCGAAGCCCUAGAAAUCCUAGGGCAGAUCCAAGUCCUCGUCAUCGAUAAGCUCCAAGUGGUAUCGUAUAAAUGGCUCAGCCGAAAAUUCUCAGUUUCAUCAAAUCAGGCCAAAAAGUUGCUUCGAGAGUUUGUUGACAAACAUGGCAAUAAUUUGGAAGUGUUAUAUUCGUUGUCUGGGUGGUUGAAAAACAGUUCUGGAACAUACUGCAUAAGACUUGCUUCUGGGAAGAAACUUGAAGAAGUAAUGAAGGAAUUUGAUGGUACUUGUUCAGUUGAGGUUUAUAGUAUUCAAAGUUGUUUGCCAAGAGAUCUUGCUGUGCUUUGGAAUGCUGAAUUUGUUCAAGCAGAGGAGCUCUUUAAUCAGCCAUCAACUGUUGAAAAUUGUUUGAGGAACAAUAGAUUUGGUGGCAUUUCCAACUGCUUUGUUAAACGUGCUGUUAAUGGUCAAUCAGCUGCUGUUUCUUCAACUUCUCAGCUUAAAGAUAAUGUUGGAAUCGUGCAAACUAAAGCCAGUAACGUUACAAAGGAUGAGAAUUUGCAACCUCAGCAGGAAAAUAGAGGGCAAUUUGGUGUAAAGGAGGAGCUGAAGUCUUCUAGUACAGUGGGAUCUAUCGACAAAACUAAUCAAAAUGUUGGUGAAUAUACUAAAAAGACUCAUCCUGUGAAGGAAUCGUCUAAUCCUCUUCAGGCUAAAAGAAAGGGCAUUCCUAAUGAAAAAACCUCUACUGGGCCUGGUGGUUCAUUGGCCACACUGUGGGGCCGCGCAUCAGUGAAAUCAAAACCUUCAAGUAUGGCGUCACGUUCUACCUGUGAUAUUGCAAUUGCAGCCAAUACUGCUGAUGCUCAGAUUUGUGCCGAAGAGGCAGCUGAUGCUGAGAGUAGUGAUGAAGAGGGCUAUAAGUUAUGCUACAAGAGAGAGUCAAAUGGUUCUAGCACCAGGAAAAGACAGUUUAUUAUUAAUUAUUCCGAUGAAGAGGAUGAUGAUGAUAAUGUGGUGUCACUAGCAUCUCCAAUUCCUCCAAAAGAAAAGUCAUUUUCAGAUACUAUGCAAAGUGCUGAAAAUCUGAAUGUGGAGAAAGAGAUACUCUGCACAAAUAAAUUAGAGAGAGAAACAUUGGUGAAUAAACAAGACAUUGAUGACAAAAGUCAUGGGUUAUCAUCUGAAAAGAGCAGCAUUGCUAAUGCAUCUUUUCAAAAGGCUGAAAAUAACUUCCAGAAUGACCUUGCAAGUGCAAAUGGAAAGGACACUGCUCCUAUGGCAUCCAAAAGGAAGAAAGUGGUAAAGACACGAAUCGAUGAGCGAGGAAGGGAAGUGACGGAGGUUGUUUGGGAUGAACCUGUCUGCAGUAAGGAUGCUGACAAGGAUAAAACAACAAAUGAUGCUAGGCCUACUGCGGCAAUCAAAGAACAGGCAACAGCGAGCAAUGCUCCACCUAAUACUGGAAUAAAAGGAGGUACCAAGAAACCACUAAAAGGUGGCGGUAAAGAUACAAAGCAAGGAAAAAUUUUAUCCUUCUUCAAGAAGAUCUAAAUGAGAUUUUAUUCAUCAAAUGCAGUGCAGAAACAGUUUAGAGAUGCUUUGUUGUAUGUACAACCAGAAACUCUAAAGGCUGUGAUGUUAUAAAAUCUUGUAGGUGCUACAAAUCUAUUUCUCAGCCAAAUUCAGAGAUCCCAAUAUCUACCAUAUAUGAAUGCCCGCGUGGUUGUUAAAUUGCACCUGCUAUGUAAUCUCGAAGUCUCGGCAUCCAGGCUUGGAAAUUUUAAGGUCAGGCUGCAUACUUCAGCUCUUUCCAAAUAGGCCAUUUUUUCUCUAUAAAUUUUGUGAUUAAUGCCAUCUUAUGCUAUCUUAUCUGAAGAUUUGUUGAUUUUGUUGUUAACGUUAAUGUUGCAAUUGAAUGGCUUCUUUCUGUGUUCUUCAAAAAAAAA
Molecule: messenger RNA, 2132 nt
Organism: Dendrobium catenatum
Lineage: Eukaryota; Viridiplantae; Streptophyta; Magnoliopsida; Asparagales; Orchidaceae
Product: DNA polymerase delta subunit 3
Exons: 8
Coding region: 196-1737 (513 amino acids)
Biological process (GO): DNA strand elongation involved in DNA replication; DNA synthesis involved in UV-damage excision repair; DNA replication
Cellular component (GO): nucleus; delta DNA polymerase complex
Molecular function (GO): DNA-directed DNA polymerase activity
Source: RefSeq, a predicted model, not a curated record